This is a messenger RNA of Aphanomyces astaci, 885 nucleotides long. RefSeq lists its product as hypothetical. Lineage: Eukaryota; Oomycota; Saprolegniomycetes; Saprolegniales; Verrucalvaceae. The transcript has 2 exons. Bases 56 to 796 code for a protein of 246 amino acids. The record is from RefSeq and is a predicted model, not a curated record.
UAACGCCACUAUAUAUCUUGCGAUUCGUGCAAUUCCACCUUGACGCUCGUGCAACAUGCCCGCUCGAGCGGCGGCGACAGACGAAGUACGGUUAGAGAGGCGCCGGCAGAGGUGUAAAGUCAAUCAGCGCAGGUACCGAGCCAACUUGCGCAUGACCAAUAGCCAACGGCGCGUGGACAUGGAAGAGAUGGACCGCGUGAACCAGCGGCUUGAAGGACACAUCGCCGCCAUCGAGCGCAGCGGGUUGUGGUACCAUGCAGAAGAGCAGUCUCUGUUGGAAUAUCUUCGGCUAUUUGAGCACGGAUACACGCAAUCUCCGCGCCAGGAUACAUUUUUGCAAAACUUUAUCGAGCCCGACUCGUGGUGCAAUGGCCACAGAGGUCUGGACGCGCUGCUUUUGCACUGGACCAACUACACGACGACGUUCUCGUCGUUUCACAUCAAGUGCGUGCAGCUGAAUCCUGUGAGCCACUCGCGAGAUGAAGUGAUCGUGGACAUGCGAUGCAUGGCCGAGCUAGGUCUGUCGUUGCAGUCUAUUCGCACAGUGUUUCCCCAGGUCCUCCACCGCCAAGACCUCGUGGAGAAGAUGCUCACCGCCCCAUUGCGUCUGCACGUGCAUGCCACGUACAUGUUUGACGACAACAAGCAGGUUACGUGGCAGGCCUCCGACUCGAAUCUCGUGGAUGCGCUAUUCCGCCAGUUUGGCAACUUGGACGACGUGGUGGUAGCUGCGUCCAAUUCAGGUAUCCUGCCCAAUGGCAUGAUCCGGAGUGACCCUGCGAGGCCAACUGUUUGAUGUCAUGAUCGACGUUAGACAGAUACAAUUAAAUGGCCAAAAUGCAAGAAUUUGACUUCGACAAUAAAACACAUCAAAAGUUGACGCAU